CCUUCGCCGCGUAAUGGUUUGUCUACCGCAGCGGCACCGAACGUGUAUUAUCAUCGCCGUAACAACAAUAAUAAUAUUAUUAUAAUAAUAAUAUUAUAAAAAAUAUUAUCGUUUUUCACGCUGAAAGCACUCGCAGGCGCAUUAUUCGAACGGUACAAUAAUAAUAAUAAUAAUAAUAUUGUUAUAAUAUAAUAUCGUCGUAAAACGAUCGCGAGUAUCUGCACGCUUCACCCCGUCGAUCGUCGCCGGCCGGUAUUGGUGGUGGUCGCUUUCUAUUUAAUAUCGUAAUAAUAAUAAUUAUUGUUUUGAAAACAGAAUUCCGUUUUCGGCCCCACUGCGUGGCUUACGUAUUAUUAUUAUUUUAAAAAUAUAUCGAUCGUAAUAUACCUUUCAUUAUUAUUACUUUUUUUUAACCGGCAUAAUAUAACACUGUUUUAUUAUUAUUUAUUACAAUAAUAUUACGGAAGACACAUGUUCGAAACGGUACGGCGUUAGUUAAUAAAAAAUAAUAACAUAUUAUAUUAAUUACAGUUGUAAUACUAUCCAAACGUCUAUAAUAAUCGCCCCGAGGCAUUCUACCGCCGAUUGGCACCCGAAUGUGUCGUUUUGCGAUUUUUCGCGCGAUAAUUAUUAUUAAUAAUAAUUGCAUAUUGUGCGCACACCACGAAUCACGACGUCACUCUAUAUUUUGAAUUGAUCUCGAAACGAGCCAAACACGUUAGCUCGGUAUUCUAAUACAUAUUAUUAUUAUAAUGGUAUAUGUAUUUGGAGGACAUUGAUUUUGACCAAGCAGGGGACUCGGCAACUCGGCGCCGGCACAAUUACCAUAAUAAUAAUUGAUUAAUUAAUUGACGACCACGGCCACGGCUUGUGAAACUAUUUACACCGGACGUCGAUGAAAUAAAUCCAAAUCAAAUUGUCUUGUAUCGAAAGUAUAUUAUAUAUACCUAGGUAUACUAUCGCCCACGAGUAUGAAGGUAUCACCACUGUUGCCACAGACGUCGGCCAAAAAACAAGAAGAAGUUCCUCUUCACGACAACUCGGAAGCCACUACUAACUGUUUGAAGCGCCGCCGGCUUCAUUCGCAGACGAAUAUUAUAAUCAAUGGUCACUAUCGACAUAGUAAACACCAUUACCCACGGCACGACGACAAAUCGUCAUCAAUGGAUUGUUUCGACACCAUUAGCAACAGCGUUAACGGCAACAGCAACAGCAGUUGUAACAGCAGCAAUAGUGGCGAAGACGCGAGCGAUUGUGACGAUUCACCGAUGAGACCUAACAGUCACCCAAGCCAACAAUACCCAGAAGGGGGGACGUCAACGCCGUCGCCUGCACAUCACAAUAAGAAGGAUGGCUAUCAACAGACUACUACAGUCGCCAAUAAUAACAAUUGUAGUAAUGGAGGAGAUUGUAUGACACCGGCAAUAAGACAUACUGUACAACAACUAACCACCAAUAGUGAUGAUAAAAUCACAUUAUCGUUGUCAACACAAUCUGAAAAAAAUAAUGACAGUGAAACCUACAACAUUACAAAUGAACCGAUAUUGUCGUCUAGUUCAGUUAAAAACCUAAAUAAAAAUACAACGAUUAAUGAGAAACCUCCGUCUAUGGUAAACACUGAUUUUGAUGAACCUAUGGCAACAGCCAAUGAUAUUAACAGUGACACUAGUAAUGAUGAUUGUUUGUCUCAAUCGCCUUUGAACUUAACCCGUUCCCAAGGGUCAUCAGAAGAAGGUGGCAACAAGAGUGAAGACGACGAAGGCGAAUAUGACGACGAUAGCGAAGAAAAAAACGGUAUUGGUAAUUCCAUUAAUGAAGAAGAAAAUAUGGUCAAUGGUCAUAACAUACCAACAACAGAAGUUCCAUUUCCUUGGAAUAUUACCUCGGCUAAUAAUAAACAAAAGCAGCAACAUCAGGAUGAUAAAAUCACAGCAGCACCACCUCAACUUUUGUUAACAUCUGGUCAACUUACUACGGGAUGCUUACAAGCAGCUCAAUUGCUAAUACCAACAGCUCGAGGUAUUAUGACACAAACAAUUUUGGCCAUUCCCAUCAAUGAUAUGGUAUCUUCUGCAAUCACAACUCCUACUUCUAAUCAGCAACAACUACAGCAACAGUUAUUAUAUCACUCAACAAAUAGUGUUCGACAAAAAAAUAUUAAUCGACAACAGCUCAAUCAAACUUGUCAACCGUCAUUAUCCUUACCACUCAAUCGUUAUUUUCAACAACACCAAACUACAGCUGAUGAUACGACUACUGCCAGUGGUACCCCCGACAAUGUUAAUAAUGAUAAUAAUAAUUAUGAUGGUAGUAUGAUUAAUAAUGACACGGUUACAGCAGAUCACUAUAAUAAUAUUCAACGACGAAAAUGGCAAUCUCCUGACAUUAAUAGCAAAAAACACAACUUUUUAACACCUCAACAAAAGCUAUUACCUCGCGCCAAGAAUGAGGAAAGCAGUGAUUCGAUGAAUGUACAACGUUCAAAAGAAUCGUCUAUGGUUCAAAUACCAACGGGCACAAACGGAGAUUGUCGCAUUUAUUCAACCAAUAAUGCUGCUUCAAUUGUUACUGCUGUGACACCAAUGUCACCUCCUACACUCAGGCGUAAUGACGGCAGUAAUGGAGGAGGUGUAGAAGUAAUUCAACGUCAAACUGUAUGGCCAACAGCAAUUACAACAACCGAUCAACAUAAUGGUGGCGAUGAAACGGAAAAUGAAGAAGAUAAACAACAGCCACAUCAGCCUUCCCAUGUUAUAUCUCCUGCGCCUCCAACGUCUUCCGCCAACAUAAAUGCUUUAAAGUCAUUAGCACCGCCAUCUUCACAACUCAACUGCCACAUAAAACAAUCCAAGGACGAGGACUCGACCUCAGCAGCUGCUGCAGCAGCGGCUGCAUAUAAUCAGCAAAACGCUAUUUGCACAGCACUCGCCACACACAUGCUAUGUGCUUCACAACUCGCCGCUGCACAACAACCAAUAUUUGAGAAUCUGGAAAGUGGCAACCCCGCUAAAAAACCAAAUAAUGUAUACAAUAACAAUAAUAAUAACAUCAAAACAAAUAACAUGAUGGGCGUAGUGAACCCAGCCGUAUUGGAGAAAUGGAUGAUGGAGGAGAGGUAUUAUUACAAUAAUAACAAUAACAACAACAAAAACAUUACUGGUGGUCACUCACAUCACCAGAGGUAUAACGCAGCCGCCGCAGCGGCUGCUGCAGCAGCAGCUGUCGAAUUGUUGAGUGGUGGAGUAUCUGCAUCGUCAAGUGGUGGCGGUGGUGACAGCUUAGCGUCGUGCAAAAAACGAAAAAGACGCACUUCGUUUACACCACACGCCCUAGAGUUGUUAAACGGUCAUUUUGAACGCAAUACACACCCAUCAGGAUCUGAAAUCACUGGACUGGCACACAGAUUGGGCUACGAACGUGAAGUGAUACGCAUUUGGUUUUGCAAUAAACGUCAGGCGUUGAAGAACACUGUUCGCACUAUAAAUGGCAGCGGUCCAGCACAUAUGACUGGCACAAAAUCUCAUAACAAUACAAGUGGUUACUAAUCACUGCAUAAUUUAUAAAAUUUACGUUGUAUCAAAAUAAUGAAACAUACCCAGUUUUUCCGACAAUCACAAAGUAGCAUCUGGUCAUGUCCAUAUCUCUUUUGCCUUUUCUUUUUUUCGCAAAAUCUCUACCGGGCAGAAUUAUUUUCUUUAUUCAUUCACAACACCCAUCAAUUCAUAAGAAUAAUUAGUGGUUAAAAGACCAAAUAUGGGAGAACACAUUUUAAAAAAUAAUAUGUUUAACUUUUUUCAUAAUUUUUUUAGUUGUUUUAAGCGUCUAAUUAUAAUUAAUAUUAAAUAAUAUUAAUAGAUUUUAAUUUAUAACUUUUAAUAUUAUGUUUGGAUUUUCAUUAGUAGUUUUAAAAGAAAACUAUAACUAUAUCCCAAAUACUAAGAAGAAAUGAAAUAUUUUUUGUGAAAUAAUAAUAAUAAAUAGUACCUAUUUAAUAUGUGUAAAUAAUGUUAGUGUACAAUAUGGUUAAGUUUAAAAACUAAUUUAUAUUUUGGUGACAACAAUAUAAGCUUAAAUUAAGCUUUAAGUGUAUUCACUUAAUUAUAAAUUAUAUAAUGCAUGUCGAAGUAUGAAAUUAACUUUUAUAUCAAGAGUCAAAGUUACCAAUUGAUAGACUGUUAACAAAAUACUAGGUCUUUUAAAAAUAGUAGGAAAAGUCAUUUUAAAAAGUACAUUUAGAACCUAUUACAACCAAUAACAAAAAAAAUUUGAAUAUAAUGUGUCAAAUAUUUCAUUUUUGUACUACCAAACAGUAUAUUAUAAAAUGUGUUUGACUUAAAAAUGAUAAUAAUUAAAUAUUGUCAUAUAUUACAAUAAUUGUAAUAUACAUCUAGUCAAAGGUACAACUUCAGUCUUCAGUACCAUAAUCAGGAAACUAGAUAUUAUUACAGUACAUUGAAUUUACAUAAUACUUUUAAAGGAGGCUAUAAAAACAUUCCUUAGAGCCAGUUCUUCCAUACUUCCAAUUGCAUUAAUGCAUAUAGUUUUAAUAAUUUUAAAAAUUAAACAUUAUUUGUCUUAAUAUACUUUAAGGAAUAUACUGAAAGGAAUAUUUGGUCUCUUAACCAUUGAAAAAUAACUUACAGUUAAUACCUAUUUAUUUUCUCAUAACAUGCCUUAUAACAAAUAUUUAAUUUAUAUUUGUAUACUAUUUUUACUAUGUAUAAGCAGUAUUGUAAAUUUCCACAUGUCAGUAUGUGUGUGUAACUGUAUAUGUGUAUGUGUGUGUCUGUAAAUGUAUAUGUGUGUAUACUUACCCUAUUAAAAUGAGAUAGUUUUUUUUGUAUUUUAACCGCCUCGAUUAUUUCAUCUUGUGUCAAGACUGUUAAGUAUUAAAAUCGAAAUAAUUGAUGUAAAUGAGGUAGUAAUUUAAUAUUAAUAAUAAAAAAAAAAAUUAUAAAUGUUCUUUAGUUGUUCUUCUUUAUUUGACAUUAAAACGUGUAUUUUUCUAAGUUAGUGUUAUGAUAAGUAAUUCGAUGUGUUAUAAUAUCAUCAUUAAAUAAACUAUAAGAUAACCACAUUA
Metopolophium dirhodum (rose-grain aphid) is the source of this 5080-nucleotide messenger RNA. RefSeq lists its product as uncharacterized. Lineage: Eukaryota; Metazoa; Arthropoda; Insecta; Hemiptera; Aphididae. Gene Ontology annotation, molecular function: RNA polymerase II cis-regulatory region sequence-specific DNA binding; DNA-binding transcription factor activity, RNA polymerase II-specific. The record is from RefSeq and is a predicted model, not a curated record. The coding region runs from base 972 to 3545 and encodes 857 amino acids. Gene Ontology annotation, biological process: regulation of transcription by RNA polymerase II. The transcript has 13 exons.